AUGAACAAUCAAUACAUCCGUCGGGAAGUCUUCUGCUGUGAAACUUGUCACGAGCUCAAAAGCUUCUGGGAAAAAGAAAUUAGCAAACAGACUUGUUACCGGGAACUGGAGGAAGAUCGUCAGGGAAGGAGCGCCCUGAAAAAGCUCAGAGAAGAAUGGAAGCAGAGGCUGGAGAAAAGAUUGCAGAUGCUGGACAAUCCUGAUGAGAAGGGAAAGCAGGCAAACACCAUGGGCUGAGAGCUUCCUGCCUCAUGGACUUCAAAGACAACAAGCACCAAGGGCACUUUCGUAGGAGAAAAAACUAACACCCAAGUUAUGUUGACUUACUAAGCAGGACACUCUAUUUGCUGUCCCAUUUGUGAGGGGAUCUACAUGUGAAACCUCCCCCAGUGCUAAUGGGAGUCAUUAGCCAGCUCAGUCCUCUCUGCACAGAGGACAGGAUGACUGCCAGUGGGAUAUGAAGCUCGGGUUAUUUAAUAUAAAAAGCUCUUGGAAUUAGCACUCCCCAGGUUUCAAAGAUCCAUGUAGUGUAGUUUAUUUCCACAUUUUCUUCUCAUUUUGAAGUCUGAAUGUUUUAUCUAAGCUUAGAACAAGGUUAUCUAAGCAACGACCUUGGUGGGAAUCUGGCUUUCCUGGGUCUUCUGGAAAAACAGUCAUACAAUAUUUUCUUCCUGUCCCCCCUUUUUGUGAAUACGGAAAUGCAACUACUUACAGAAAUAAAGCAAUUAUUAUAAAAAAUAAGAAUUUAUUAACAAUAUGGUUUGAAAAUGAACUAAGUUUUUCCCUCUUCAUAUGAAUUAGGUUUUUUUUUCCUGCAAACAUAUUUAAUUAGAAACAUGCAGUGAGAGCAAAAUCAUGCUUAAUAAACUUGGUUAUUGUG
Molecule: messenger RNA, 880 nt
Organism: Diceros bicornis minor
Lineage: Eukaryota; Metazoa; Chordata; Mammalia; Perissodactyla; Rhinocerotidae
Gene: FAM240B
Product: family with sequence similarity 240 member B
Exons: 2
Coding region: 1-237 (78 amino acids)
Source: RefSeq, a predicted model, not a curated record